AAAAAAUCCCAAAAGAAUAAAAAAAGAGGAACGGCAUAAAAGGCGUGAGAAGGGGGAGAGUUUCGAGAGUGAAACACGUAGCGAAAUUUGGUCCGUGCGUGCGUUCGUUCGUUCGAGCGUGAGUGAGUCGAAAAAGAAGUAGUAGUGUAGAGGAGAAGGAGCUUUGAAGCUUCAAAAACCUCUUCUUCUCUUCAACGCUCCUUCUCUCACUCCUCAUUCUCAUUCCGUUUCCUCUUCUUCCUACUUACUUGUGAAACAAGCUGCAAUUCCUUCUUUCUACAGGUUUUUCCAUACACAGAGACCGUGGCCUUUCCACAAUUCUCCCAUGUCUGGCGGCGUUGAACGUCCGCCCUCAGCACUUGUUCUUCACGGAAUUGACGAUGUUGAUGACUACAUUUGGGCAAAUGAAGGAGAGGAAGCAUUGCCCUUAGACACAUUUACUCAUGUUUUUCACCUCAUGCAGAGAGGAAAUCAAGCAUUUAGAGAGAGGCGUUAUGAGGAGGCAAUUCAUUGUUACAUAAAAGCUAAUAGCAUCAAACCAAGUGAUCCUAUUAUUCUUAGCAACCGUUCUACUGCUUAUAUCAGGUAUAGUAAAUAUUUGAUAGAAAGACCUCCAUCAACCUCUGAAGAUAGUCCAUUGAAUGGGCUGGAUCCUACAACGCAUGCUGAACUUGCCUUAAAGGAUGCAGAGAAGCUGAUCAACCUACGAAGUAAUGCUGUUAAGCCAUACUUGUUAAAGGCCAGUGCUCUCAUUUUGUUGGAGAGAUACGAGGUGGCCCGAGGUGUUCUUCUUUCUGGUCUUCACAUGGAUCCUUCUAGCAUUUCUCUUCAGAGUUUUCUACAGGAUUUGGGGAAUAUACAAAGCAGUUUGAUGGGUAGUAGAUACCAUGAAGGACCAGAACUCAGUGAUGAAUUUAAUUGCUCAUUAUGCCUGAAGUUAUUUUAUGAACCUAUCACAACUCCUUGCGGGCAUUCUUUUUGUCGGUCAUGUUUGUUUCGGUCAAUGGAUCGUAGUAAUAAAUGUCCAUUGUGCCGGAAAGUUCUUUUCAUUAGUCCAAGAACUUGUUCUAUCAGUGUUACACUUAACAGUAUUAUACAAAAGAGUUUCCCUGAGGAAUAUGCUGCAAGAAAGUCAGAUCAUGAAAGUAUGACAAACUUUGGUGUUGAUUUGCUGCCUCUUUUUGUCAUGGAUGUUGUCAUUCCAUGUCAGAAAUUUCCGCUGCAUAUAUUUGAACCUCGAUAUAGACUAAUGGUGAGAAGGAUAAUGGAAGGGAGUCGUCGUAUGGGAAUGGUUAUUGUUGAUCCUUCAACAAAUUCCUUAGCUGAUUUUGCUUGUGAAGUUGAGAUAACGGAGUGUGAACCACUUCCAGAUGGGCGUUUCUACCUGGAGAUUGAAAGUCGUCGACGAUUUCGAAUAGUCCGGGCUUGGGAUCAAGAUGGGUAUCGUGUUGCUGAGAUCGAAUGGAUACAGGAUAAUAACCCACUAGAAGGGACACCAGAAAGAGAAGAAUUACUUGAGUUGACACGUAAUGCAUCAGAGUACACUCGGUCGUGGAUGAGGAGGGCAAAACAAGCAGCACAAUAUGAUCAAAGAAAACUCGAGCAAAUUCAUAACCUGGAGACAAUGAUGCCCACAGUGCAAGAUCCUGAGGGCUUCAGCUUCUGGCUUGUUACCCUAUCAAAUCUGAGGCCUCAAGAAAGAUUGGAGCUACUGCGCAUGAGAGAUACAAAAGAGAGGAUCAAACGUGGGUUGAUUUAUCUCAAUACCGAGCACGGCUGCCGAGUGCAAUAGUAGAAAAAUAUGGUGAUUAUAAUUUAAAUUCAUUUAUAUAGAACUAACAAUUAAAUAUUCUUUGGUUCACGCUAAUAUUUUCGUGGAUCAUUAUUUAUAUUUUCCUUUUUAAGUGCAUAUAGAAUCAUGUUACUCUAUGAUUUGUCUUGUUAUACAUACACGAUAUUCAUAUGGACAUCUGAGCUUGGUGGGUGUUAAGCAACUCGGAAGAGAGAAAGUUACUUAUCAAUACUUUUUUUUUCUUCUUA
This is a messenger RNA of Cannabis sativa, 2040 nucleotides long. RefSeq lists its product as uncharacterized. The transcript is spliced from 18 exons. Gene Ontology annotation, molecular function: protein binding. The record is from RefSeq and is a predicted model, not a curated record. The coding region runs from base 326 to 1792 and encodes 488 amino acids. NCBI's taxonomy places the organism in Eukaryota, Viridiplantae, Streptophyta, Magnoliopsida, Rosales, Cannabaceae.